This is a messenger RNA of Mizuhopecten yessoensis (Yesso scallop), 2333 nucleotides long. RefSeq lists its product as uncharacterized. The transcript has 3 exons. The record is from RefSeq and is a predicted model, not a curated record. The coding region runs from base 1061 to 1612 and encodes 183 amino acids. NCBI's taxonomy places the organism in Eukaryota, Metazoa, Mollusca, Bivalvia, Pectinida, Pectinidae.
CUUUGUGACCUUGAAAGUGGGUCAAGGUAAUUCACCCUUCCACAUUGUUGUUAGCAACGCGGUUGCUAUACAAAUUCAGCCAAUCAGAGCGCGGGUUCGAUUGUUGGCCAUUACCUCCGACAACUUUGUCGGACAUUGACACGAGGGUAAAUACGAACGGCAGUGAAAUAAUGGUGAAGAAGUGCUCCUGGGGAACCUGCAACAGCGACAGCCGAUAUGCAGAAAGAUUGGAGAACGAUGUGACAUUUAUUCUCUUUCCAAAACCCUAAAACCAACCUAGAAACAUGCCUGAAAUGGGUGAAGGCUUGUGGACGACCCCAUUCGCAGCUUAACGCAACAAAUAUAGAUAGACACAAGUUUGUUUGUUCAAAGCAUUUAAUGAGUGAGUUGGGACCAUCAGAAGAAUACGUCGAUCCUUUGCCAGCUAAUGGAGGAGAAAUAAAAAGUGCCGCCUUCAUUGAAGACUCGGGCAUUCUGUUGGGCGAGUUAAUUUGACCAAGAAAACUGCUAAGGAAUCUGCUCUUAUAAUGAACAUUUCAAUUUUGACCAUAAUAUUAUUUUAUGUAUCAGUACAUUUGUAAUUAUGAUCAGUUUUUCAGUGCUAUAGAUUUUCCAAGUAGAAAGUAUUGUCCUGAUAGGAAAUAUGUUGCAGUGAAUCAGAUAAGCUAUAAUCGAUUAACUUCUUAAUACCUUGGUGUUUAAAAAUUUUGAUAAACAAAUUGUUAUUCCCAAAAUGUCAAGUGUGCAUACAUACAAAUUGAAAUAGACAUUCUAAAGUGAGAUUUUUUAUAUAAAUUCAUCCAGGGCAUGUAGUUAUACUGUAAGUGAUUGAUUUUAUUGAAAGAUUUAUCCCUUUCUAGUUUCUAACCAAUGAGUCUUUGGUGGGUUUUUCAACCAAUUCUCCAUGUCUUAAUGUUGUGAUAUAUCAAAAGAAGAAUACAUUGUGAUCAUAUUGUAAAUAAUUAUGGUUACACCUAAAUUGUUAUGUCUUGAAAACUCAUAAUAAAAUAGUUUCUUCAUUUCUUUAUUGUCAAGACACAGCAUUGAACUGAGCAAUGAUAUGGACGAUCCCCAGCCCACUUCAGUCCCAGUUAACACUCCAGACAGUACUGGCCAUGUAUCAGCACCACAGCAAGAACAUGAUCUUGUACAAACUGAUGUCCAAGGAACAUCUUUGGAACUGCUAUCAGCAGCAGCUGAAAUCAAGAGGCUACAACAACAAGUUCAUCAGUCUGAAGCCUUAUUCAAUGAAUACAGAGAGUGGUAUGAACAACAUGAAGCUACAUUGGGAAAUCCUGUAAGUGAUGACAAACCCAAACCACUGACUGUUCAGGGGAUUUUAAAGGAGGAAUCACAGAUUCAAGGAUUAUUUGAAUAUUAUACAGGAUUCAAAUUCUCAACAUUCCAUGCCCUACUUGACUUUCUCACUAUUCAGGCCCCACAAUACCAUAAUAACAGGAAAGACAUAGUUAACAUGGAGUGCGAGGAUAAACUGUUGUUAACAUUGAUGAGACUGCGACACAAUUUUGGUCUUAAAGAUCUGGCUUUUAUUUGCUAUCUCCACUCAAGCAGUGAUUUGCAGAACAGGAUGCGAACCUCUGGCAUACCGUGAAACUUUGUAAGUUCGCAAGUCCCUGGCGCAGAUGGAAGAAACUCGUAAACUAGGCCUACUGCACAUCAGAUCUUGUCACUCUUAGAUAUUGACGAAUGGAGGAAGGGUAAUACUAUAUAAUUUUGGGAAUGGGGCAUGGGGUAAUAAUGUACUGAUGAUUUGUUAUCAACACAGAAUUAAUGCUUUGUCAUUAAAAAGAGGACAAAAGGGAGGGAUACAUGUCUAUGUUAUGCCUUUAUGUAAGCUGCUAUUCACUUCAUUUGCAGAACUUGGACGAGUGCAUUAAAGGAAUAAUUAAAUAUAAUUAAUAUGACUAAUGUUUUAGACUUUUUAUUUCUUCACUGUAAACAGUACAUUUAGGAACAAAUGUUUUGAAUAGGGCCUACUCCCUUAUUUUAUUUGGAUGUAAUCGCACAGUACAGCAACAGAUGUCGGAGAUGACUGUUAACGUUAUCAAUGUCCACCUUUUGUUAUAUAUAAUUUUUACAUUUUGAAUGACUCAUUGACUGCCAUGAUUGUAUGUUAGGCCUGCACUACAGUCUGUAGUUUAGGGUACACACAUAUAUAUAGGGGGUUCAUAUAUGAUCAUAUUGCUAUAGGUAAGAACACACAUAAACAGUUUAACACCAGCUUGUCAUACUCGACAACUUUUUUAAAUGUCCAUCGGGGAGAUUAAAACAAAUGUAUGUACUGUACACCCUAUUAGGAAAUGGCAUAUUUU